AAAAUCCAAAGUUCAACCUUUCAUUAAUGGUGACAUAAAUGUAAAUGGUUUUCAGAGCACUCAAUAGCCACGGCAAGCUCCCACUGUGAAGUUUGUUGCGAGGUCGCCCGAGUCGUGCGUUUGUGUUCCCUCCUAUUUCCACUUUGGUCCUACCUCGCUCUGGGACACUCUUGACUUUGAUGAGAAACGUGUUCAACUAGCGGUUGGUCGGUCGGUCGGUCGGUUGGUUGUUGGGCUGCUGCUGCUGCUGUCAAACGUAAGGUAACAUGGAGUUGUUGCAACGACGACGGACGGACUAAAAAGUUUGGGUUGAGUUCUCAUCAUUAGUCGAGCCGCUAAGAACAGAGGGGACCAGCUGCAGCUACGUCGGAACAAGUUGUCAUUCUCCUAUUCGGCUACAGACAUGCAGAAGUUAAAUUCUACCGGUACUCACGGCGACACGCUGCCCCGGGACGCUGAGCUCCAGUUGCGGUUGUCAGAGAGCGGAGGAGCCGGGGACGGAAGGGAGAACGGGAAUCACUUGGUCCACCGGUCCGAGGAGGAGAGCUCGUUUUGCACCAAGAGGAAGAUGCUGGUCGGUUUGGAUGUAAUAUGCCUCUGUGUUGCCUCAAUCCCAUUUUUUGCAUGUGAGCUGAAGGCAGUGACUCCGUACCGGCGGGGCUUUUUCUGUGGAGACUCAAGCAUCACCUAUCCCUACGUGGCUAGAGAGGCCAUCCCUGACAGCCUGCUUAUCGCUGGUGGCAUAGCCAUCACCGGCCUCACAAUCGCAUUGGGCGAAUGCUACAGGGUGCGCUUUCGAGGCGUAAACUCGCGGGCUUUUGUCCGAAACCACUACGUGUCGUGUCUGUACAAGGAACUGGGAAGCUUCCUGUUUGGUUGUUGCGUCGGUCAGUCUCUUACGAACAUGGCUAAGCUGAGUGUAGGACGCCUUCGACCCAACUUCCUGUCCGUCUGUAACGUCACCUAUGAGUCCAUUAAGUGCGUUGCUGGCAACUACGUGUCCCAGGUCACGUGCCGGCAGCCCAACCAUAAGAUGGUGGAGGAGGCAAGAAAGUCAUUUUUUUCUGGCCAUGCUUCUUUCGCAAUGUACACCAUGCUCUAUCUGGCAUUCUAUCUUCAAGCCCGGUUAUCGUGGCGAGGAGCUCGGCUAUUGCGUCCACUCAUACAGUUCCUCUUAGUGAUGAUUGCCAUCUACACCGGCCUGAGCCGCAUCUCUGACUACCGCCACCACCCCACUGACGUCCUCACAGGCUUCGUCCAAGGAGGGCUCACCGCGUAUUGGGUGGCCUUCUACAUCUCUUCCAUGUUUAAGCCCUGCGCCCGUCCAGACCUGUCUCCGACUACUCUGUCCCUCGAGAGCCCGCUAUCCAGCCAGCAGACUGUCUGUUAGCUGGUGCUUGCGAUCGUUCCACGAAUGAAGAUGGACUGCAAUAAUAUAGGGAGAAUGACAGAUAGCACAAGCUGAGAAGCAGGGAGAACUAUCAUUUGUAAGUAAGGGAAUCAUUUCAAGAGAAACACAUGCUUCCACUUCUGGACAUAUAAAGACACAUACAAACAUACAUCUAACACGUUUAGAAAUAUAAAAAGCACAUUUGACUGCAAGUCAAACCCGUCCAGUGAAAAGAACUGCAUAGCAAUAAUCUUUUUUCUAUCUACUGUAUAUACUGCAUAGUAUAUAUUGUAUUCUUCAAGAGGAUUUUUAGAAGCUGCUAAUGUUUAAAGUUGCCAGUUUGAACUUUUUUGGGGAAUGGGGGCCUUUGGUGAGUGCAUUCAGUCUCCAGGCAGAACUCAUCGCUCUUAGCACAUGACUAAGAGAUGAAUAAAUGAUGUGUUCUCAGCUUGGAAAACAUCACCCAGCAUGUGUGAACCAAGACCAUCAGACCUCAUGUGUAAACAGAGCUCUGUACAAAGUGAGAGGACUGGCAGUGAUGAGGAUCAGGCACCGGCUCCAACUUCUAACCAUCUUUACUUUCAGCGCCGGAUGUGCUACCAUGCUAAUCAGACUGCCCCGUGACUAAACAAUAACCUGUACGUACGCAAAGAAAAGAAAUGUUGUGCUGUUAAACAAUCUUAUCUUUAUUAUUUGAUUAUCUAAGGCAGUGACAGGGAGGGAUCUGACCAGGUUACCUCCCUUCCCCUUUUUCUGUUCUAACCACUUUGACUGUGUCUCAGAGGGGGAGGUUUGACUGAAUUUUAUAAUAUAUGUUGCCCCUGGACUCCAAUCUCUGAGCUGCACCUUGAUUUAUGCCACUCAGACAGGAUAUAUGUGGCUGCGACCCCAGCAGUCCUCCUGUGCAACUUUAUUAAUAGCACUUGAACAUAGAUAGUGGAAACUUCUAACUAUAAUCAAUAUUAUAUAUUUUAUCACAAGUUGGAUUAAUCAGUGUUUAUUUUGUAAAUGUCAGACUCAUACACUAUAUUUGUUUAGUAAAUUUUUUUUGUUUUUUUUGAAUGAUAAUUAUUCAAGCUGAAUGUAAAUAGCAUUUUAUGUCAUUUUAUAAACCACACAGAAAUUUCAAAAGUAUUAGUUCAAGUUUUGGACAGCUUUUACGUGUAAGUGUUUGUAUUUACGUCCGUGUUGGUCAGGUACGGAGAGCUGCUCUCGUGCCUGUUGUAACCACUAGACUGAGCCACAGAUAUUAUCAGAAAGCUAUAUUUUUUUGUGUGUUCCCAGUAAUUGUUAUGUGUUUUGUCUGUGAAUGCCGCGACGGCAGAAAUAACCACUGUACUCAAAAAAACCAAACCAUUAAAAUGAAUGUUGAAUAUUUUUAA
Messenger RNA from Mugil cephalus (flathead mullet), 2772 nucleotides. RefSeq names its product phosphatidic acid phosphatase type 2D (gene ppap2d). Gene Ontology annotation, molecular function: phosphatidate phosphatase activity. The transcript is spliced from 6 exons. Bases 404 to 1390 code for a protein of 328 amino acids. Lineage: Eukaryota; Metazoa; Chordata; Actinopteri; Mugiliformes; Mugilidae. Gene Ontology annotation, biological process: phospholipid dephosphorylation; signal transduction; phospholipid metabolic process. The record is from RefSeq and is a predicted model, not a curated record.